This is a messenger RNA of Pogona vitticeps (central bearded dragon), 1189 nucleotides long. RefSeq names its product cytosolic iron-sulfur assembly component 2A (gene CIAO2A). NCBI's taxonomy places the organism in Eukaryota, Metazoa, Chordata, Lepidosauria, Squamata, Agamidae. The record is from RefSeq and is a predicted model, not a curated record.
AUGACCCGCCAGCGCCAUCUUAGGCCGCAGCCCGAACACGGAAGCGAAGGAGCGCCUCUGCCCACUACCAGCGGGCUGCCGGCAGAAGGCCCUCGUUCUCAGAAGGAGGGCGCAGACUCGGGAAGGCCCGCUGGGCGCCGGGAACUGUGCGGCCUCUCCGAACGGCGCGGCCCUGGCAGAAGGCGGGCCCGAGCCGCCACCGCCUCUUCCCUGCCCGUAGGUCCCGCCUUGAGGCGGAAGCUGCCGCUGAGGCCGAUGGAGGGCUCGUGGUUGUCUUGCCCGGGAGGGGUUGCGAGGCUCGGCGCGGGAAAGAAGAAUGCUCUCUCUGGGGCUGCUGUGGCGGGGGGUCACCACCGGGGGGCGUUCACUAGCGGGGGCCAUGAGGGGACGGAGGCCGGGCUGGAACCCCCACGCGGAAUCCGGAGCGCCGCCGGCAAAGCCAUGGAUCAGGGCCGGGCCCUCGAAGUGUACGAUAUAAUUCGAACUAUCCGAGAUCCAGAAAAGCCCAAUACUUUAGAGGAAUUAGAUGUGAUAACAGAAAAUUGUGUUGAAGUACAUGAAACAAGUGAAGAUGAAUAUUUGGUUACAAUCAAGUUUACACCAACUGUACCUCAUUGCUCUUUGGCUACUCUAAUUGGGCUGUGUUUGAGGAUCAAACUUCAGAGAUGUUUACCUUUUAAGCACAAGCUGGAAAUCUAUAUAUCUGAGGGAACACAUUUCACUGAAGAGGACAUCAACAAGCAAAUCAAUGAUAAAGAGAGAGUGGCUGCUGCAAUGGAGAAUCCCAACUUGCGAGAGAUUGUGGAACAGUGUGUUCUGGAACCUGACUAGCUACUGGGAGGAUAAUUGACCUGACAUUUUUCUUAUCCAAAGUCUCAAUAUAUUUGUAAAAAUGUGAAGGCCUUGAAUUUAGUACUGGAGAGUUCUUUAUAUUGCAAUUUUUUAAAGAAUCGUUUUAUAAAAAUAUAUGUAAUUAUAAAGAAAACCAUGAAUAGGUCAAUAAGUAUUGUAAAGGGUUGUGAUCCUGUUGAAAAUUCAUUUUUAUGAAAAGAUAAUGAACCAAUUUUGUUGAUGUCUCAUUUGCAUGUGAUUUUAAAAAUCUGAUUAUGAGUUAAUUUUUACAUUUUAUUGUAAAAGAGCAUGUUGUAGCCACACUAUGGAAGUUGAAUAAAAUACAUAGUUCUUGAAA